This is a messenger RNA of Rhincodon typus (whale shark), 2603 nucleotides long. RefSeq names its product zonadhesin-like. Bases 26 to 2290 code for a protein of 754 amino acids. The record is from RefSeq and is a predicted model, not a curated record. The transcript has 14 exons. Lineage: Eukaryota; Metazoa; Chordata; Chondrichthyes; Orectolobiformes; Rhincodontidae.
AUUUGACAGAAGUGUUCACCAUUUCAUGGGAACAUGCACAUAUGUGCUGUCCAAACCAUGUAGUGAUUCCUCAGUGGUGCCUUACUUUUAUGUUUCGACUACCAAUGAGCACAGAGGUACCAACACCAAGGUGUCCUGGGUGAAGUCUGUACACGUAUUUGUCUACAACAACACACUUUCAAUGGUGAAAAAUCGUAAAGUGUUGCUCAAUGGAAAUAGAGUAAACCUACCUGUGUCUGUCAGAAACCUCCUGGUAGUGCGGAUGAGUGGUACCUAUGUUUUACUGGAGACUAGCUUUGGCCUGUUCGUGAGAUUUGAUGGCAACCACCAUGUUGAUGUGUCUGUACCAUCUAUGUAUGCUGGACUGCUCUGUGGCAUGUGUGGUAACUACAAUGGUGACCCUGCUGAUGAUCUUAUUAUGCCUAAUGGCAGCCUUGCAACAAAUUCUAAUGAACUCGGAGAGAGUUGGCAAGUACCUGAUGUAUUAACGGAGUGCAAUCAUGGUGAGAAUGACUUUAAAUGUGAUCCAGAAAUAAAGGAGAAUGCUGAGAAAGAUACCACUUGUGGAAUGAUUACAAAUCUGUCAGGUUUAUUCAAAGAGUGCCAUGUUAAAGUUCCACCUCAGAAUUACUUUGAAAAUUGUGUCUAUGAUAUGUGUAUGAGUGGAGGACAGUCUACAACACUUUGUUUCGCCGUACAAACCUACGCUGACUUGUGUGCUCAAGCAGGAGUUUGUAUAGAGUGGAGAAAUAAUUCCUUCUGCUCCCUAUCCUGCCCCAGUGGUAGUCACUAUGAGAGAUGUGGCACAAGUUGUCCUGCUACUUGUACAGACCUGUCUGCACCAGACAACUGUCUUCUACCAACUGUUGAAGGAUGUUUCUGUGACCCUGGAUAUGUUCUGAGUGUGGAUCAAUGUGUUCCAAACAAUCAGUGUGGCUGUGUGGAUGAUAGUGACAAAUACUAUCAGCUAAAUGAAUCUUGGUUCACACAUGAGAACUGUACUGAACGCUGUACAUGCUUGGGCAAAAAUACCAUCAGCUGUACAGCCUGGAAGUGUGGAGUGUUGGAAAAAUGUGAGAGACGUGACGGAGAGCUGGGUUGUCACAUAACAGGAAGUGCAUCCUGCUAUGUUGGUGGUGAUCCUCACUAUUAUACCUUUGAUAAAAUCAUGUACACAUUCUCGGGCACUUGUGCAUACACCCUGGUAAGGGCCUUUGACAACAGCGGUGUGGUUCCUGUCAACAUCACCGCAUUGAAUGAAGCGCAUGGUCAGAACCUGUCAACAUAUUUGAGAGAAAUCUACAUAGAUGUGUAUGAUGUUCAUCUCACACUGGAGAAAAACAGGAGGAUCUUGCUAAAUGGGAAAAGAACUCGCACACCAAUGCAAAAUCGUUUGAGAGGCAUAAAUGUUAUAACAAAUGGUAUCUACACAAUUGUUGAGACAGAUUUUGGAAUGUCAGUGAAAUAUGAUGGCAACCACAACCUUGAGAUCAAUUUGCCAAACUCAUAUUAUUCAAAGGUGUGUGGUAUGUGUGGUAAUUACAAUGGCCAAAAAGCUGAUGAGUUGCUAAUGCCUGAUGGUCUGAUUGCACCCAGUGUAACUCACUUUGGAAACAGUUGGAAGUCAGAGGAAUACAGUAAUGCAGGCUGUCAACCAGACUAUAGCAGAGAACAAAUGGACUUUCCUUGCACGCCAGAAGAGAAACUGAUUAUUGAGUCCCAGUGCCAGGAGCUGCUGCAUGAUAAAUUCAUACCUUGUCAUCACUUUGUUAAUCCACAUAUUUUCAUCAAGAACUGUAUUCAAGACAUGUGCAAAUAUAAUGGCAUGAUUUCAACACUCUGUGAUAAUUUCCAAAAUUAUGUUGCUGCUUGUAAGGAAGAAGGAAUAGAAAUCAUGUGGAGGAACAGUACUUUCUGCCCUCGGUAUUGUCCACCAAACAGUUACUACACAACCUGUGCUCCUGCUUGUCCUCCUACGUGCAAUAAUAUCUACACAGGAUCCAGCUGUGACAGGUCUUCUGUGUGCAUGGAAGGAUGUGUAUGUGACAACGGUUUCAUAUUCAGUGAUGACAGCUGUAUUUCAGUCAAUGAAUGUGGCUGCAGAGACAAAAACGAUCAUUACCAUCGUAUUGGAGAGACUUGGCUGACCCAACAUUGUGCCCAAAAAUGUAGCUGUGGAAAAGAUGGUGAGAUAAACUGUGCAGAUGAUGGCUGUGGAAGCAAUGAGAACUGCAGUCUGAAGAGAAAUGGGCAGUAUAUCUGCAAAUCUACUGGAAAUACAGUUCUAUAACCUGUCAGGACAAAGGAGUUGAUGAGAUCUGUUCAGCAAGAAACCAUACUUUUCAUGAUUGAUAUGAUGGUGAAUGAUCUGUCUUCAUUAGUGAAAAGACCUGCUCAAACCCAUGUUUUAAUUUUCUACAGUUGUUGAAUGUUUUUUCUAGUUAAAUGUUAUUAUAGUAAUUGUUUAUGACCUUACAGAAUGUCAAACUCAUCAGUGUUUAUAACUGAAAGCUUUGCCCAUUGUUCUCUUGUCUUCAUUAAAAAAUACUAAUGUACAAUUUCUACUGAAUUUCAGAAACAAAUUAAAAUAUGAUUGUUUCCAA